ACAUUUUUGUUUUCGUCUUCUACAGGUUUGACAAGAACAGAAAUUCAUGAAAUUAUCCAAAAUGGAAAUGCUGUGCUUGGAGAAGCUGUCACUCUUUAUAUACACGUACCAAACAUGCGGAGACCGGUGGUGUGGCAAUGCCAAAAUCAUAAGUUCGAAUGUGACUUGACAUGCGCUAACAAUAAUGAAUUCAAAGUUUUCCAGACGGGCAACGGUUCUCUUCUUUGGAUCAGACAAGUAACUGAGGAAUGUUUGACUUGGAAGUUUGAGGAUGCGAACAUAAACGGUGGAAUAAUUCAUUUGAAGCUAAGCAAUCAGGGAACGAUAGCGAAAAGAAUUGAAUCUAAUGAAACAAGAACCAGCAACACAUCCAGCAUUUUCACAAUGGGCCUUGUGAAACUCGGCAUUAUUUUUUCAAUUGUAACUGGUCUCUGCAUUUACAAGUUUAAGAAAAAUCGAAGUAACAACAAAACAUCAAGAAACAACAACAACAGAAGAUAUUGAAUCUAAUACAACAGGAACCAGAAACAUACGCAUGCCUGCCAUGCUCGGAAUUAUCGUAGCAAUUGCUGUCUGCGAUUACAGGUUUCAUAAGAAAUCUAAGGAGCGACAAUAAUAUCCCAGAACGCUUCUUAUUUGUGAUUCUUUUCAUUUCUCGACACAUGGUUGCGUUUUCACUAUAUAAAACCCCUACUUUUUUUGGAUAUGAACUCGCUGGGAAGCAUCUGACUGAGCAAACGAAAUGUCCAAUGGGUAGCCAACACCCGUAGCUAAUGGUUGCAUGCUGUCCUUUUGCAGAUUGUGAAGCUUGCUAUAACCUUUACUCUAAAUACAGCGAAAUUGUUUUAUGGGCAAAAGAGGCAAAAACUAUUUUAAUUAUAUUUCAAGAUUAGUCAGCCUUGUUUAUAAACUUUCACUAAUUGUAUUUGCAUAACUGGCCUUUUGUAUAUAUUACUUUCAUAUUUUAUGCAUCAUCAUUGGUUUAGCAUCAUCUUUACCAAAACUCUGCUCCAUCUUAGUUUUGUCUGACCAUUGAAAUACGUUGCUUUUGUUUCAAUUAAUUUUGAAAAUAAUGAAGAAUUUAUUAAAAUAGCUUUGUCAUUAUUAAUCUGGUGUUUAAAACAAAGUAACAUGAAA
Messenger RNA from Octopus bimaculoides (California two-spot octopus), 1137 nucleotides. RefSeq lists its product as uncharacterized. The record is from RefSeq and is a predicted model, not a curated record. NCBI's taxonomy places the organism in Eukaryota, Metazoa, Mollusca, Cephalopoda, Octopoda, Octopodidae.